Emys orbicularis (European pond turtle) is the source of this 359-nucleotide messenger RNA. RefSeq names its product zinc finger protein 707-like. NCBI's taxonomy places the organism in Eukaryota, Metazoa, Chordata, Testudines, Emydidae. The record is from RefSeq and is a predicted model, not a curated record. Gene Ontology annotation, biological process: regulation of DNA-templated transcription. The transcript has 4 exons. Bases 49 to 327 code for a protein of 92 amino acids.
GGCGUUGUGCCCGUAAGUCUCUAACGCCGUCUUCAGUGACUCAAGAGCAUGAGCACCAUCCUCAGGCAGACUGGCUACAGAUUAACAUCCACGUUUUGCUCCACAUCAUCCCAUCCUCCGAGGGGGAAGGAAAUGGCUGCAAUGGAGCUGGCUCAGGGGCCGGUGACUUUCGAGGAGGUGGCUGUGUAUUUUACCAAGGAGGAAUGGGCUCUGCUGGACCCUGUUCAGAGAUCCCUCUACAGGGAUGUCAUGCAGGAGAACUAUGAGACGGUGGUCUUGCUGGGAGAUGCAUCUGAAGAAGUGAAGUUUUUUACCCAUGAAAGCUGAUGCCCAAAUAAAUCUGUUAGUCUUUAAGGUGU